AUGUAUGGUUUGAUUGCAUGCAGUAUUGCGAAGGCUUGGGCGAUGGGUGGGCGGCGACUCCUGCUUAGGAAGAACUUGGAUCGUCUCGCAACCAGCAGGCUGCCGUUGCUCUACUCAACUUGCAUCAGCAUUUGCUUCGAGGGCGCCCGCUCCAGUCGUCGCAUUAGAGCAAACGAUGUCCUCCCCGACAUUGACCAGCGGCAAACCACCGAUAUCAUCAAGCGCCGAGCGUCGCAUGACAUAGCCCGACCUGGAGCACUGGCUAGCAUCGAACUUGUCGCGGACCGGCUCAGUGAACUUGGCGAAGACAUUGGAGUCCUGGCUAGUCCUGGCUCAUCGGAUCCGACGCCGGGAAGAAUACAACCUCCAGAUGCCACCGGCGGCAGCGGCCACAGCUUGACCAUAUCGGACGGCUCGACCGUCCAUACCGUCAUCGUAGAUGAUCUUCAGUCCACUGCCAAAUUGGACCCAUGGACCACGCUCGAGAUCACCGGCCGACUGGUGUCGCGACAGCCACCAAGGAUCCAGACGUCCGGUUAUCGGAUCUAUGGGACCUCUGAUCAGAGCAACCCGCUGCAGCAAGGCGAAAAACAGAUUUUGCAACAUCCUUAUUCCUUGCCAGCGCUCGAGCGAGAACGCUGUGCGACGCGGCCAGCAGGACAGCGAGGUAGCCUGAUUACCGUCUGUUUCGACCAGCGCAACCAUGGUCUUCGGUUGAUUUCGACGAAGGCCAAUACAAACUGGCUUGCUGGUAACAAGAACGCAGCAGCGGCUCUGUUCUCGACAUACCAAGGCACGACCGCUGAUGUUAGUACACUGGUCGACUUCUUGCCCUGCUAUCUUCCCGCCGAAGUGGGCGCGAAAGUCGAACACCACAUCAUCGCAGGCGACAGUCUAGGUGGGCAUGCGGCAUGGCAGGUCGUGCUGCACGAGCCGCGGGUCAACGCUGCAGUCAUCUUCAUAGGCUGUCCCGACUUCAUUCGCUUGAUGUCGUGGCGAGCUGAAGAAGCGCGGUUACCGUCGUUGUCGAAUGGUCUCGAGGGCUUUCUCGGCAGCGAAGACUUUCCGCCUGCGCCGGUUGAAGCAAUCUCACAAAACGAUCCCGCCGCAUCGUCUUUGGGAAAGGUCAUGCCUCUUUCUACUUUGCAGCACACGCCCUCGCGAGGCAGAAGACUGGUGUUCUCAUCCAGACCUGAAGACCGUCUCACAUCUCGCGGCAGGCCUCGCUCCCGAGAUGCGCCGUAA
Molecule: messenger RNA, 1245 nt
Organism: Saxophila tyrrhenica
Lineage: Eukaryota; Fungi; Ascomycota; Dothideomycetes; Mycosphaerellales; Extremaceae
Exons: 4
Coding region: 1-1245 (414 amino acids)
Source: RefSeq, a predicted model, not a curated record